Molecule: messenger RNA, 1448 nt
Organism: Ooceraea biroi (clonal raider ant)
Lineage: Eukaryota; Metazoa; Arthropoda; Insecta; Hymenoptera; Formicidae
Product: EEF1A lysine methyltransferase 2
Cellular component (GO): cytoplasm
Molecular function (GO): protein-lysine N-methyltransferase activity
Source: RefSeq, a predicted model, not a curated record
GCCUGGUAACAAGACGUUUGAGUAAUUUAUGAUAACGCGGCUAUUCAAUUUACAAUUAAAUUCGUGCAAAAUAGUAUCGAGACGGAUCUGUUGUGUCGCGACACCUGAUCGCAUUAUUGCUCGUCAAUUAGGCACAGGGAACUGCGGUAAAAUCAUGACAGAGCAAGAAAACGGGGAACUGACACCGUCGGAUCUGGGUACUCUUGAAUUCUGGGAGAACGCGUACGAGCACGAGCUCGACAACUUCCGCGGGCACGGUGACGUGGGCGAGAUAUGGUUCGGCGCGGCCAAUUCGCGCAAGAUCGUACGGUGGAUCGCCACGAAAUUGGAUUUAAACAAAGAAAGCGAUAAGAUAAUCGACGUAGGAUGCGGUAAUGCAAUGACCUUAGUAGAACUUGCAAAGGAAGGAUUCACGAAUUUGAUGGGAGUGGAUUAUUCAGAGAAAGCGGUGGAUCUGGCACGCAUGGUGUUGAAUGACAACGAUUUGCCAAAUGUGAAAUUGGAAGUCUGCGAUAUUCUCGAUAAUACGCUACCGCACGACUUUAAAGUCGUGCAUGACAAAGGCACUUAUGACGCUAUCAGUUUAAAUCCAGAAAAUCCGACGGAAAAAAGACAAAAAUAUAUAGAAAAUAUAUGUCGCAUUCUUUUACCGAGAGGAUAUCUAGUUUUGACUUCCUGUAAUUGGACGAAGGAGGAAUUGCUGAAACACUUCACAAAUCAGUUCGAAUUCCAAAGUCAACUUCCUACGGAUACGUUCCAAUUUGGAGGGCAGACAGGAAACUCUAUAACACAAUUGGUCUUUCAGAAAAAAUGAUAAAAGCAAAAAUAUAUUUUCAUAUAAAUUCCAAAUGAAUAAAAUACUUAUUUGGGUUACAAAACUUUCUUUAUUGUUACCUUUCAAACACACGAAAACAUAUACAUAUUUUUUAAAGGGUUCAAGGAUUUAUUUGUGCACAAUUACAUAAAAUGAUAUUAAAAUGGGAAUAAUAAUUAGUUCUACAUAUUCUUAACUAUAUUAUCAUAUUACAAAUUUUAUAAAAGAUACUUAUACUAAAUCAAACCUUGCGACAAUUCCCUGUGAUUGCAUUAAAUGUACGAUAGCAAAAUUAAUAUAUUACAUACUGAGUGCGAUUAUAUAUUAGCAUUAAGGCAUCACUGGCAAAAGAUUAUAUUAUAUAUCUUUUUAAAGAAUUCAUUUCUACGUAUUAAGAUAUAAGUAUAUCUAAAUAGAUGUCUAGAGUGAAGACAAAAUUUAUAUGAUUUAAUAAACGGAUUGAAUUAUUUCUGAAUCUAAGGAUUAUGGAUUUUGAAAUAUUUAGAAAAUUGUAUACAUUUUGAAACAAAGUUAUGUUAAUUUAUAAUUUAUAUUGUUAUCAUAUAUUUUGAGCGUUAAAUAUAACAUGAUAUCUCUGAAUAAAUCAUAAUACAAUAAAUGCGUUGUGUAUUUA